Anopheles nili is the source of this 1110-nucleotide messenger RNA. It is a transcript of the gene Fnta, whose product is annotated as protein farnesyltransferase/geranylgeranyltransferase type-1 subunit alpha. Bases 1 to 1020 code for a protein of 339 amino acids. The record is from RefSeq and is a predicted model, not a curated record. Gene Ontology annotation, biological process: protein farnesylation; protein geranylgeranylation. NCBI's taxonomy places the organism in Eukaryota, Metazoa, Arthropoda, Insecta, Diptera, Culicidae. Gene Ontology annotation, molecular function: CAAX-protein geranylgeranyltransferase activity; protein farnesyltransferase activity. The transcript has 3 exons. Gene Ontology annotation, cellular component: CAAX-protein geranylgeranyltransferase complex; protein farnesyltransferase complex; cytoplasm.
AUGGCAGACGGUAACAGUUCCGAUGAGGAUUUCUCUGAUGAUUGGGCCUUGUAUUCCCAACGACCGGAGUGGUCCGAUCUUGACCCGUUACCCCAGGACGAUGGCGAGAAUCCGGUCGUGAUGAUUCAGUACAGUGAAAGAUUUAACGACGUGUUUGGUUACCUUCGAGCGGUCAUUUCACGCCAGGAAAAGUCCCAGCGCGCCCUUGAGUUGACGAAAGAUGCGGCCAAGCUGAACGCCGCCAAUUACACCGUGUGGCAGUAUCGCCGCGACAUACUGAAAGCGCUCAAUGCCGACCUUUAUGAGGAGCUGUCGUACAUCGGGCGUGUGAUAGCAGACAAUCCGAAAAACUAUCAAGUUUGGCAUCAUCGGCGCGUCAUCGUCGAAUGGCUUGAUGAUCCAUCGAGCGAGCUGGUACUGACGGAAACCAUUCUCGAUAUGGACGCGAAGAACUAUCACGCCUGGCAGCACCGUCAGUGGGUCAUAAAAAAUUACAACCUUUUCGAAGAUGAGCUGCAGUACGUUGAUCGGCUCAUUUCGGAGGAUAUGCGCAAUAACUCGGCCUGGAACGAGCGAUUCUUCGUACUUAAGCACAACGGCUUCACACCUGAGGUGUUGGAGCGCGAGGUCAACUACGUGAUUACACGCGUCGGACUUAUCAAAAACAAUGAAAGCCCCUGGAACUUCCUGCGAGGGCUGUUGCAGCAGGGCACGGGCAAGCUGGCCCAGUUCCCGGUGGUCGUGGAGUUUUGCGAGGCACUGUACAAUGACGGUAUUCGGUCACCGUAUCUGUUGGCGUUCCUGGUCGAUCUGUACGAGGAGCAGUACUUCGAGCUGGUCGGCACUGGUGGGAACGAAGGUGAGGCCGAGCAGUACCAUCAGAAGGUGCAGGACCUGUGCGAGUCGAUGGCCAAUCAGCACGACAAGAUCCGCGGGAAAUAUUGGCGAUAUAUCGCGGAAAACUUCCGGCGAAAAGCAUCCGAACGUGCGUCUGCGGGCAGCGGACGGAAUGGUGUUUAAUGAUCAUCAUAUUCGGGGGACACACCACGCUACUUUGGAGACAGCAAAUCCCCGGGCUGGACCAAUUUUGUUUUUAUCUUAAUUUUGUUU